AUGAACGAAAGUGCACCACCUUUGCUUCAAGGAGGUGGCAUCCUCGGACGGUUUGAGAAUGUCCGCGUGAAAAAGAGCGCCAAGAAGACCGUCACGUGUGAUGCUGCGACCCCAGAAUACUUGCGCCACGAUUUCCUGAAGCCGCAGCAUCUGCCAAUCGAACGAGUUGAUGAACAAGCCAACUUCAUUGCCACCAGUAACAUUAACGAGACUCGUUUCCACAAGGGCUUCCAUCGCCGUCACCAGGCGGACAUUCAGCAGGACGCUGCUCGACUUGAACACGAAGCGGCCAGAGACUGGGCGCGUCAGGAGCGGGCAGCUGCACAGGCUUCAGCAGCACAUCACCUGCGCGACAAGUGCACCUUCAACAUCCUGACGGGCGAAGGGGUGGGCAGAGAGUGCGAGUUUCGACAUGUCGGGAAAAAGAUUCUGAACCCGUACGGCAGCAUGCAGGCUACCUUUUCGGAGCACGACAGGGAAGAGCGCCACCGCGUCAAGAAUUCCAAGCACCGCUUCUUCGAGCAUCCUGCUCCGGAGAAACAGGCUACGGCAGGCAGGGCCUUCCUCAGCAGUUCGGCGAUUUUCCGUUGUGUGGCGUUGCUGACAAUUUCGCUCACCUACAAGCUCUUCCACCGGAGCCAGAGUACGAAGCACCACACAAUGGAAAUGCGAGCCAGAUUAUCUUGGGUUGACUUGGAGCACCUGGAGCACAGCGAAAGUUUCACCAGGUGGGAAGUGGGAGGGUCAUCCUUGGCUUCGUUUGCAGUGUUCCCUUUCGUCACAAAGUCGCGUGGAGUAGCAUUCGGUUGGAAGGUCGCAGCUCCGGCGCAGGAAAUGUAG
Messenger RNA from Symbiodinium sp. CCMP2592, 840 nucleotides. NCBI's taxonomy places the organism in Eukaryota, Dinophyceae, Suessiales, Symbiodiniaceae. The record is from the annotation of a GenBank genome assembly.